Acanthosepion pharaonis is the source of this 1386-nucleotide messenger RNA. The record is from the annotation of a GenBank genome assembly. Lineage: Eukaryota; Metazoa; Mollusca; Cephalopoda; Sepiida; Sepiidae.
AUGUUUUACUCCAUUCUCCCACUCUUUUUAUCAGUCUUCCCUUCUCAUUUACUUUCUUUCUUUCCUCUUCUUCCUCUGUUUCUCUCUGUCAUUUUAUAUCCCUCUCUCUUUCUCCCUCUUCUCUUACCCUUUUCUUUAUCCAUUGUUUCUCAACCUCUUUCUUUCAAUCUCUUUUUCUUCUUCUUUCUACACCCCUCUCUCUCUCUUAAUAUCACUCAUUCUGUCACUCUCUUCCUUCUCUCUCACUUCUUCUUUCUAUUUAGCACUCCCUUAAUUUUUCUCUUUCACUGUCUCGUCGCUCAUUUUUUAUUCAUAUAUUCCUCUCACUCACUUUCUCCCUCAUUUUCUCUCCCUUUACUCUCUUAUCACUCGCUCUUCUACUCUCUUCCUUUUCAUUUUUUUCUUCUUUUUCUUUCCACUCCUCUGUUUACCUUGUCUUCCCCUUUCUCUUUCACCCUCUUCAAUUUCUCUUUCUGUUCCUCUUUCUCUCCCCACUCUCCCUCCCUCUCGCUCUCUCCUAUCUAUCUCUCUCUCUCUAUCAUCUUUCUCUCCCAUCUUUCUCUCCCUCUACUCUUCUCUCUGCCUCUCCCCCUAUCUCUCACCCUCUUUCUCUCUCUCUCUCUCCAUCUCCAACUCUUUUCUCCCUCCAUCUCCCCUUCUUCCUGUCCCUCUCAUUCUGCCCUCUUUCUCUCUCUUUCUCCCUGUUCCUUUCUCAUUUCUUAUUCUCUCCCUUUCUAUUGUUUUGCUUUUCUCUCUCCUCUCUCUCUCUCUCUCUCGUUCAGUCAUUCACUUCUUGUUCUAUUUCUCUUCCUCUUUCUCACCUUCUCACUCUUUUCUUCUCUCUUUCUCUUUCUCUCUUCUGAACGUUAUCUAUCUAUCUAUCUAUCUAUCUAUCUAUCUAUCUCGUUUCAUAGCUAUCUAUCUCGGCUCAUAGCUAUCUAUCUCAUCUAUUCAAACUUAUCUAUAUGUCUAUCUCAGUCUGUUCAUAUCUAUCUAUCUAUCUAUCUAUCUAUCUAUCUAUCUAUCUAUUUAUCUAUCUCACAUCUCUCUCUCUCUCUCUCUCUCUCUCUCUCUUUUUCUGGAAGUUCUGGAGUUGAGAUGCUGAAGUCGAUUCACGUCUAUCUAUCUAUCUAUCUAUCUAUCUAUCUAUCUAUGUAUCUAUCUAUCUAUCUAUCUAAUUCUAUUCAUCUCUAUCUAUCUCAGUUGAUUUACAACUAUCUCAGUCUAUUCACAUCUAUCUAUCUGUUUGUCUGCAUCGAUACUUUCUAUCUAUCUCAACCUAUUCUCAUCUAUCUAUCUAUCUAUCUAUCUAUCUAUCUAUCUAUCUUUGUUACUCAAACAGAUAGAUAUGAACAGACCGGCUUAAAGAAAUUAAUACAAGAAUAA